This is a messenger RNA of Gordionus sp. m RMFG-2023, 1173 nucleotides long. RefSeq lists its product as uncharacterized. The record is from RefSeq and is a predicted model, not a curated record. Bases 1 to 1173 code for a protein of 390 amino acids. NCBI's taxonomy places the organism in Eukaryota, Metazoa, Nematomorpha, Gordioida, Chordodea, Parachordodidae. Gene Ontology annotation, molecular function: nucleic acid binding. Gene Ontology annotation, biological process: DNA integration. The transcript is spliced from 3 exons.
AUGGUCAACAAAGAAAGAUGGGAAUGGAACUUAGAACAUUCCAGAAGUUUUAAUGAUUUAAAGAAGUUGAUUAGUUUCCCGCCAGCAUUGACAUAUUUUAAUCCGGAAUUACCAAUUGGGAUUGCGACUGAUGCGUCCAAAUCUGAAUUAGGGGCUGUUUUAUUUCACACAGAGAAAGAUGGCAAAAAAAACCCUAUAGCUUUUGCGUCUAGAGCCUUAGCAAAAUCUGAAAUAAAUUAUACCAAUUUUGAGCGUGAGGCUCUUGCCAUAAUGUUCGCAAUUAAACGAUUUCAAGAAUAUUUGAUUGGGGCUAAAUUUACUAUCACCAAGGACCAUAAACCAUUAGUCCAUAUUUUUACCAAGGGACUCAAGGACAAUACUACCAUGUCCUUAAGGUUACAAAAGUGGAAUAUAACUUUGGGGGGUUACGACUUCAACAUAAAGUAUAAAGCAGGUGAUGAAACUUAUAAAGAUUUAGAAUUAUCUCAAGUUAUAAAUGACAUAAGGAAUAAUGAGCCUAUAAAAAAUAAAACAUAUGAAAAUAUGGAAUUCGAUCUCAGCACAUUUCAUGAAGGUCAUUUGGGAGCAGGUAAAAUCAAAUCCUUAGCCAAAGAUUUUAUGUGGUGGUCUGGUAUGAAUAAUGAUGAUUGUAAUAUUUAUCACGACAAUCCUAAGAAAAUACAAAAUCCAUGGGUCUCGGCGACUAAAUCAUUUGAAAGGAUCCACAUAGAUUAUGCGGGUUCAUUUUUCACAAAAAAUUGGUUAAUAAUUGUCUAUGCAUACAGUAAAUUUCCAAUUAUAAUUCCUGUUAAGAAUAUUACAACUGAAAUUACGUUAAAAGAAAUUUAUAAAACUAUUUCGCUAUUGGGUAUACCUGAUACUAUAGUUACGGACAGUGGUACUAAUUUUACGAGUAAAGAUUUUUGCAAUGAUUACGUCAUAAGACAUAUACUAACAUCCGCGUACCACCAGCAGUCCAAUGGCCAGGUAGAACGUAAGGUGAGGACGUUUAAGACACAUAUGAAAAGAAAUAUUAAGAUUGAUUUAGACACUUCACUCGAUAAAUUCUUAUUCAACUACAGAAAUACACUAAAUGAACAACAGGAGUUGCACCUUCUAAAAGAAUGUUUAAUCGUGAUAUUGAAACUAAAUGGGACUUAUUUAAACCGAUAG